AUGUCUUCCAAAAACCGCCCUUCUAUCCCUACUCUUGAAGAGAAGCACAAUGGCGUCCCAGCGCGUCUGCUACACAAAGCAUAUCGUGCGAAAGGCCUCAUACAGGAUAUUGCUACGAAGGAAUCCCGGGCUAGAAAUCGUUUGCCCGUGCUACCACAGGGAAUUGAGAAAACUCGUUUUUUCCUUGCGAUUGAUGAAAUAUCGAGAGAUCUGGGCAAUGAUAAUGUCGAGAUCAAUGAUAAACCACUGGAUGACGGCUGGUAUAUGGAGCCCCCCAAUACACAUGACGGAAUGGCUAUCACAGAUGAGGAAGAACUGGUUGCUUCUGCAGUGAUCUAUCCGGGUAGUACAGAUGAUGUACAAAGUAUUGUACAUUGGGCAAACAAAUAUCUUAUCCCUCUGCAUCCCAUUUCAAUGGGACGUAAUUUUGGUUAUGGUGGAGCCGCACCACGCGUGCGUGGAGCCGUGGUUGUUGACCUUGGGAAGCGCAUGAAUAGGAUUCUCGAUAUCAAUCCAGAUGACUGUACUUGCUUGGUCGAACCAGGUGUCUCCUACUAUGCACUUUACGAGGAAGUGCAAAGGCGCGGGUACAAGAAUCUGUGGAUUGAUGUUCCUGACCUAGGGGGUGGGUCAGUGCUAGGAAAUGCCCUUGAUCAUGGGGUAGGGUAUACGCCUUACGGCGAUCAUUGGGCAACGCAUUCCGGCCUCGAAGUUGUAACGCCGACUGGCGAGAUAGUUCGGACAGGGAUGGGUGCCCUACCAGGAAAUAACACUUGGCAAGUUUUUCCUUACGGAUUUGGACCUUUUCUUGAUGGCAUGUUCUCGCAGUCAAACUAUGGCAUAGUCACUAAAAUGGGAUUUGGCUUGAUGCCCAAUCCGGGUGGUCAUGAAAGUUUCCUGUAUACUUUCAAAAAGGAAGAGGAUCUCGAGCAGCUUGUGGAGAUUGUACGACCUCUACGCAUUGCUAUGAUUCUAGAGAACGCGGCAAAUAUCCGCCAUGCUUUGCAAGUUUUGGCUUUGUCUGGAAAGCCUCGGUCCACAUUCUACGAUGGGAAUGGCCCUUUUCCUAUCAAGAAAAUGCACGAGUUUCUUCAGACUCAUCCUUAUGGCGAAUGUACCUGGCUAUAUUAUGGCACCUGCUACGGGCCGAAGGAAGUGCGCAAGUUGAAGCUAGAUAUCAUCCACCGUGAGUUUAUGAAAGUGCCAGGGGCACGUCGUAUAGAACCGGCGAAGCUACCUCCAACAGACUAUUUCUGGUCCCGCGACAGGAUUUCAAGUGGGGAGCCGGACCUCGAAGAACUUGCCUGGGUCAAUUGGUGGCCAAAUGGUGGACACGUUGCGUUCAGUCCAGUAGCGCCUACUCGUGGGGCCGAUGCACUACGGUUGUGGCAUAUGGCGAAGGAACACUGGGCUAAAUUCGGGCUGGACUUUUUCUUUGAUUUUGUCGUUGGGCUCCGUGAACUCCAUCUUAUUGUCGAAUGUGUGUAUGACCGCGAUGAUUCCAAACAGCGAGCAAAUGCACUGGCGGCAAUGAGAUCCCUCAUUCAGGAAGCAGCUGAGAAGGGAUAUGGUGAGUAUCGUACGCAUUUACUUCUGAGCGAUCAGGUCGCUGGAACUUACUCCUGGAACGACAAUGCGCUCAUGAGAUUGAAUGAAAAGCUCAAAGACUGUCUUGAUCCCAACGGAAUCCUGGCGCCUGGCCGGAGUGGCAUCUGGCCUGCAAGAUACAGAGGAAGAGGUUGGGAAAUUCACGGAGACAGGAAGUCAUCCGAGGGUGAUGGAGUAACCCCGCCCCCAGCAUCCACAAAGCUUUGA
Molecule: messenger RNA, 1815 nt
Organism: Penicillium canescens
Lineage: Eukaryota; Fungi; Ascomycota; Eurotiomycetes; Eurotiales; Aspergillaceae
Product: FAD-binding oxidoreductase
Exons: 6
Coding region: 1-1815 (604 amino acids)
Biological process (GO): lactate catabolic process
Cellular component (GO): mitochondrion
Molecular function (GO): D-lactate dehydrogenase (NAD+) activity; D-lactate dehydrogenase (cytochrome) activity; FAD binding
Source: RefSeq, a predicted model, not a curated record